AUGCCAGUACCGGUCGCGGCCAAAGUUGGCAUUGCCGCAGCUUCGGUUGCCGUAGCGGCUGCUAUUGCUAUCUACGAAAUCCCAGAGGUCCGUCGCGCGGCGGAAGAGCUUCGCAGACGUAUCGCCAUUGCGCUCCAUUCGCUCGGUGACAAUGUCGGCCCAAACAGGCGGGAGCCUCGCUUCAACCGCCCCGAGGACGCCGAAGGCUUUUACCAUCCGUACGGCGUCGAUGCAGAUGAGGAGACUAGGAGGCGACAGCGGGAAGAGUUGAUGUACUGGAAUAUGCGCCGGGAGGAGCAAAAACGGGCCGACAGUCAACGCUCUCGGUCGUCCACUCGGGGCUCAACCUUCGAUGACUUCCUUCAGCCUGACCGGGCCGGCGAGACUGGAACAUACGUCUUCAACACCGGGGCGAAUGCCUGGGACACCGAUUCGCCUAAUGUCCUCCGCCGCCGGCUCAACAACGCCGAGGGUGUGCAGGGCCUUAAUCCCUCGCUCCUCGCCAAUCUUUUCGGCGAUGAGCAUAGCAGCUCUCCGGUAGAACCCGGCGAACUGGCGUUAACGUGCGGCGAUGUCACUUCAGAUGUCUAUAACGCCACACCUCGUCUGCUGUCACCUGUACACUUGUCACCUGUACACUCGUCAGGGCAGCCUCUGACCGUGCAACCAGUGCCGGUGCCACCAGCGAGCGAGGUCCUCUUUGACUUCGCGGCCCACUCGUCAUCGUCGGACGCCCGCAGCGAGCACGCCGCCGCUCUGACUCGGGAAGCCGCUCUUCGUCAACCGCACCCACAAUCGCAACAGGAAAUGAGCACCUCCACCACGACAUCGCGCAGCACCACCGUUGACCGCGAGCUCGCCGAAGACGAGUACAUGACGGCGGGCCAGGAUGACCGAACCCGGGCUGAUGCGUACGCCUCAAUCCAGGCGUGGGCUCAGGGUGAGGGCAUGGGGUUCUACUCCCCGCUGCUCAGCACGCCCGAGGCGCCGAUCUCGGAGCCAGAGAUCAUCAGCGAGGGCCAGCUGACUCCGGCUGACUCGGCUUCGGUAGCGGAAUCAGGGGUGGAUGUCGCUAAGGACAUGGCCUCAGCGAAGGGAGACGACUACGGUGUGAUGACCGACACGGACGACGGGAUACCCACGCCGACUAGUUGGUCUGAGAUUGGGAGCGUGAUCAGCGAGAGUGAGAGUGCGCUCCGUCCGUAG
Chaetomium strumarium is the source of this 1206-nucleotide messenger RNA. RefSeq lists its product as uncharacterized. The record is from RefSeq and is a predicted model, not a curated record. Bases 1 to 1206 code for a protein of 401 amino acids. The transcript is spliced from 2 exons. Lineage: Eukaryota; Fungi; Ascomycota; Sordariomycetes; Sordariales; Chaetomiaceae.